Molecule: messenger RNA, 1954 nt
Organism: Austrofundulus limnaeus
Lineage: Eukaryota; Metazoa; Chordata; Actinopteri; Cyprinodontiformes; Rivulidae
Gene: tmem187
Product: transmembrane protein 187
Exons: 1
Coding region: 375-1175 (266 amino acids)
Cellular component (GO): transport vesicle
Source: RefSeq, a predicted model, not a curated record
CUCAGAAAAAAACUGCUAAAAAAGUCAUUGCUUAUGUGUUCAUAAAAUAAAUGUUCAUUUCCAUGUUUAUUUUGUGCAAAGUUACAAAGAGCCAAACAAACUCAUCGAAGGGCUGCACGUGGCCCGAGAGCCACAGCUUGCAGAUCCCUGAUAUGACACCCCGCUCACACAGCCGCUAUUUCAGCCGGGCUACAAAUGGUGCGUAGCCAACAGCCCAGACGACAGAGCAGGCGAAAGGCAGCCAAUCCAAAGCCUUGGUCUGAACCACGUGAUUCUGAAACCCGGAAAAUAAACAAAGCCUUGACAUUUGAACCUUGCGAGUAAAACUUAAAAAGAACAGAGUUCUUGUGGUUCGUUCUCUCUGCAGUUCAAACAUGUCAACAGAUAUGAAGUCGGCUCUGCUGCAUGUGUUCGUUCCCUUCACGUUGUGUGUGUUUCUGGCGAACACGAGUCUGUUCGGACAAGUUCAAGUGGACUUGACUUACGAACAUUACGCAGAGAAAAAGGUGGACUUCAUGCCUGCUCUCUUGGCAAUGCCGUUCAACUGCCUGGUUAACGCGACCUACGUCUUCCUGGGACUSUACUGGCUGUUUUGGCGUAGAGGCGUGGAGGAGACGGAGCAGAGCUGCUACCUGCGGCAGGUGUUCGCCCUCAUGGCUCUCCUCUACGGUCCCGUGCAGUGGACGCGUCUGGCCACGUUGCGGCGCGCCCCGGCUGUGCUCGACCAGUGGUUCACCUUGCCCAUCUUCGCCUGGGUUCUGGUGUGGCUCGACUUCGUUGAGCGCGCAAAGUGGCGCGCGUCGUACGCGGCGCGUGUCGAGCUGUGCUCCGUCGUCAGCUACAGCCUCGCCCUGGCGCACGAGCGAGGCUUUGAUGUGGCGCUGGGUUUCCACGUCGCUUUGGCGGCGUUCAAAGGAAUUCGCGUGCAGCUGGCACGCGGGGACAGUCUCACAGCUGGGUACCUGCUGCUGGCCUUGCUGUCCUGUGCCGGGUUCGUGGUGCUGAAGCUGCUGGACCUCUGGCUGGCUCAGUUCUGGCUGUUCCAGACACUCACGGGACACUUCUGGUCCAAAGUGUUCGACGUGCUGCAGUUCCAYUUUAGCUUCUGCUUCCUCACAGCCAUGACUCAGAGGACCAGGCCAAGACUGCAGCACAGCAGGACUAAACAAGAGUGAACAGCCGAGGGACUCUUUAAUUGGACUGAUUAAUUAACGCACUCUUGUUAACAAUGACCUGAACUGUAUAGAUGAAAGGCUUUUCAUCGCCCUGUAGUGCCUUGAGUCAUAGAAUUUGACCCACAAAAUCYUGCUAACACACAAUCAGUCCUGAAACAUUUCUGCAAACAUCCUACAUUUAUCUUCACUGAGCCGAAGCACUGAUUUCCACUUAACGUUUUGGACUAACAUGAGUUUAGUCAACUUUUUAGUUCAAAGSAAAACAUGUUCCUAUAUUGGAAUUUUAAUAGUCUAUGUAAAAUCACCAUGCAAAGUAUAAUCUUUAAAAAUAAAAAAUAGAAAUGUCCAAAGAUGCAAAUAUGGGGUUCUAUGAGUAAAAGACGACUGCAAAAGAAAACAUUUGUUGCAGAAGAAAAAUCUCAGAUUGGUCUACACAAGACUGAUUAACAAUAAAUAGUUCAAUCACUAUUUGAAGCAGAGCUGUCGGAAAAAAAUCCCAUCAACCAAAUUCACUAAACUUAAAAAAAAUGGUUUAUUCAAACAAAAUCAAUAUGAUUUUUUUUCUGAAAUGUUGGAAGCACUUGAACUGCUAAGAUUCUUUCUUAUAUCUACAAUUUUUAAAGAGCUAUAGCAAUACAGUUUGAAGAAAAAAAGAUCUUACUCAGCUUGCAAAGUUUUAUGUUGGAUGUGUGUAAUUUCACAUAGAAAUUAUAACCAAUCUGUUGGGAAAAUAUGUGUUGUUCAAAAUGGAAUGUCCGAAUAAACAGGAUUCAGUUGGA